Messenger RNA from Grus americana (Whooping crane), 1308 nucleotides. It is a transcript of the gene NUDT2, whose product is annotated as nudix hydrolase 2. Gene Ontology annotation, biological process: AMP biosynthetic process; ATP biosynthetic process. Bases 416 to 862 code for a protein of 148 amino acids. The record is from RefSeq and is a predicted model, not a curated record. Gene Ontology annotation, molecular function: bis(5'-nucleosyl)-tetraphosphatase (asymmetrical) activity. The transcript is spliced from 3 exons. Lineage: Eukaryota; Metazoa; Chordata; Aves; Gruiformes; Gruidae.
UGGGGUGAUUUGAGCUUGAGUCUCGGUGGCCGCUUCCCCCACUGUCCCGGCGUGCUUCGGGCUGCCCCGCUGCCAUGGCAACGGCCGGAGGGGCUCUGCGUCCCCCGGGCCGCCAGGCCUGGUCCCCCGGCCUCAGCCCGGUACUGGGGAGGCUCUGCCCGCUGGGAGCGGCCCUGGGGGCACGGAGGGCUAUCCUCUGCGGUAGGAGGGAAGGGGAGCGGGGCCCCGGGGUCCCUGGCAGCGGGGGGCUGGGGGCCGCUGGCCUAACGGCCCUGGGAGAGGUUUGUCCUUCCAGGCUCUCUGGGCCUCCGAGCGCGGCGUUUCCAGGCGCGCACGGGAGGUGGUGCUGGUCUCCGGCCGUGGCGGCCUCUUGGCUCCAAAUCGGCCGAGCUCUCCGUGCAGCUAACAGAGGGGCAUGGCUGUGAGAGCUUGUGGCUUGAUCAUCUACAGGAGGCUGCAGGCAGUACCAUCUUCUAAGGUCACUGACAGUAUUGAAUACCUCCUCCUUCAGACAUCCUAUGGGACCCAUCACUGGACCCCACCCAAAGGCCACGUGGAUCCAGGAGAGGAUGACCUGCAGACAGCCUUCCGGGAAACACAGGAAGAGGCUGGUCUUCAGGCCAGUCAGCUCACCCUCAUAGAAGGGUACAAGAAAGAACUGCACUAUCCUGUCCGUGGCAAACCUAAGACCGUCAUUUACUGGCUGGCAGAAAUGAAGGACUGUAACACAGAAAUCAAGCUCUCGGAAGAGCACCAAGCUUUCCAAUGGCUGAAGCUGGAGGAUGCUUGCAAAUUUGCAGAAUAUGAAGACAUGCAAGCGACACUGAAAGAAGUGCAUCAAUUUCUCUGCUCCAAAGAAUAAAUGUUUUUGUGAAGGAUAAGGGGAAUUUUUAAAGCAUGGUCCAAUUCAACCAUGAGCCAGAGAUGUCUGAAUUGAAACCCAGAUCUAACAAAGACUUCCUAUGUCCCUGUUUCCUAUUUUUUUCUUCCCUUGAAGUGCUGAACAACCACAGAUCUCUUGGAAAAAUCAAACAGUUGAUAUUUCUUGACUUGCUGAUGUAGAACUAGCGUAAGAAAAUGAGCAUAUGGAGAUUUUUAAUAACAAAAUGUUUACUGCAGAAGUUGCACCUUGCAUUUCAAAUAGGGAAGCAGUAGUUCUGUUCCCUACUCCUCCACUGAUAUGCUGUGAUAACUUGUCAAAUCAUUUCAGGUCUUGUUUGUUUGUAUCAUGAAUUUAUGUACAUCACUAAUGUACUGUUAUGAAAACAUUUUCCAUCCAAAGAGUCUUAGUAAACAGUUGACAUACAG